Messenger RNA from Cynoglossus semilaevis (tongue sole), 2246 nucleotides. It is a transcript of the gene pepd, whose product is annotated as peptidase D. Gene Ontology annotation, molecular function: metalloaminopeptidase activity; manganese ion binding. NCBI's taxonomy places the organism in Eukaryota, Metazoa, Chordata, Actinopteri, Pleuronectiformes, Cynoglossidae. The record is from RefSeq and is a predicted model, not a curated record.
AAAUUUGCUACCGUGGUGGAAGCUGAUAUUUCCCGAGCACAUGAACGCAGCACGUGCCGCAUCAGAUGAUCAGUGUCGGUCAUGUGACAGUUUGGAACAGAAGUCAUCAUGGCCGCAGCACCACAACCUGUCUACUGGCUGGGUAACGACACCCUGAGGGUGUCUGCUGCUCUUUUUGCCGAGAACCGCCGCAGACUGGGUUCCAGGGUGAAAAACAAAAAGGCUUUGCCAAAAUCGGUUGUGGUGCUGCAGGGAGGGGAGCAGAAGCAGAGGUACUGCACGGACACAGACUUGCUCUUCAGGCAGGAGUCGUUCUUCCACUGGUCUUUUGGAGUAACAGAGCCUGACUGUUAUGGAGCCAUUGAAGUGGACUCUGGGAAAUCCAUCCUCUUUGUUCCUAAAUUGCCGGAGAGCUACGCCACAUGGAUGGGAGAAAUCUUCAGUAAGGAUCACUUCAAGGAGAAGUACGCGGUCGAUGACGUGCAGUACGUCUGUGACAUUGCUGUCUUUCUGACCAACCUCAGACCAUCACUGCUCCUCACACUGCGAGGACAAAAUACAGACAGCGGGAGCAUCUGCCACGAGGCCUCCUUUGAAGGGAUUAGUGGGUUCCAGGUCAACAACACCCUCUUACACCCUGACAUUGUGGAAUGUCGUCUCCUUAAAACCGACAUGGAGCUGGAGGUUCUGCGCUACACCAACAGGAUCUCCAGUGAAGCCCACAAAGUGGUCAUGAAGCAGGUGAAACCAGGAAACAGAGAGUAUGAGAUGGAGAGCCUGUUCCAGCAUUACUGCUACACCAAGGGAGGAAUGCGUCACACCUCAUACACCUGUAUCUGUGGAACGGGCAAUAAUUCUUCCGUGCUCCACUACGGCCACGCUGGUGCUCCCAAUGACAAAGUCAUCAAUGAUGGAGACAUGUGUCUGUUCGACAUGGGUGGAGAAUACUACUGCUACUCAUCAGACAUCACCUGCUCCUUCCCAGCCAAUGGGAAGUUCACCGCCAACCAAAGAGCAAUCUAUGAAGCUGUUCUCAAAUCCUCAAGAACCGUCAUGACCGCCAUCAAACCAGGUGUGAAGUGGACUGACAUGCACCGCCUGGCUGACCGCGUUCACCUGGAGGAGCUGCUGAAGAUCGGCAUCGUGAAGGGCAGCGUAGACGACAUGAUGAAGGUUCACCUCGGUUCUGUCUUCAUGCCCCACGGACUGGGCCACCUGCUGGGCAUUGAUGUGCACGAUGUCGGAGGCUACCCUGAGGGUACUGAGCGCAUCCCUGAACCUGGACUCAGGAGUCUCCGGAUGGGUCGUCUGGUGCAGGAGAGAAUGGUCCUCACCGUGGAGCCUGGCAUUUACUUCAUCAACCACCUGCUGGACAAGGCCCUGGCCGACCCCACACAGAGCUGCUUCAUCAACAGCCAAGUUCUGGCUCGCUUCCGUGGGUUUGGAGGGGUUCGUAUUGAAGAUGACAUUGCGGUGACGGGGACGGGCGUUGAACUCCUGACCUGUGUCCCUCGUACUGUGGAGGAGAUAGAAGCUUUUAUGGCCGACUCUGACAAGACCUUCAGCCCCGUCGUCUGCAGUGAGAAACUCUGAAUGUUUCGUCUUUUGUGACAUGUACACAGAGCAGUGAUCGCAGCACUUACAGUACAUGGAGCUCAGAUCAUACAUUUAACACAACGACUGAAUCAGAAUUGUAACAGCAAAAAAAAAAUCAUGUUGCUUUAAAUGCAGUAUUCUGGAGAUUAUUUUAUAAUGGAUUGAAAUCAUAGCAAGAUUUUUUUUAACUGUCAUCCCUUUUAUUGCGUCACUGAUCCUGAUGAUGAUGAUGAAGGUGAUAAUUAUUUGUUUUACCAAACAUGACUUCUUCUCCUUUUACCUAGAGGAGUCAGGUUUAUUUUUCAUUGUACGUCUACAGACACAGAUACACACGACGUAAUGUCUCCCUGCAUUUAACACAUCCCCGUUGAACAGAUAUCGGGAGUUUGAUCAACACACGUACAGGAUUCUAACCCUACGAUUGUCCAAAAAACAAACCCGAUAACUACCACAACUUACCACAAGGCAAUAGGUUUUGCGUCUGAAUCCCGGCCCCUACAGGCUGUAGUGUGUUUAGCAGUCAUAACCUGCAGAAAAUCAACCAGGGAUGAAUUAAAUGCUGAGGAAAAAAAAAUCUGCUUAAGAAUCCGAUUAGUUGAGAGAAGAUUUCUGUGCCUUCUUAAUUAAAAAGAAAUUUAUUUUUAACCUGA